Molecule: messenger RNA, 2274 nt
Organism: Saccharomyces kudriavzevii IFO 1802
Lineage: Eukaryota; Fungi; Ascomycota; Saccharomycetes; Saccharomycetales; Saccharomycetaceae
Gene: DNM1
Product: dynamin-related GTPase DNM1
Exons: 1
Coding region: 1-2274 (757 amino acids)
Biological process (GO): peroxisome fission; mitochondrial fission
Cellular component (GO): membrane; mitochondrion; cytoplasm
Molecular function (GO): microtubule binding; GTP binding; GTPase activity
Source: RefSeq, a predicted model, not a curated record
AUGGCCAGCUUAGAAGAUCUUAUCCCCACUGUUAACAAGUUGCAGGACGUUAUGUACGAUUCCGGGAUCGAUACACUCGAUUUGCCAAUUUUGGCUGUUGUCGGGUCCCAAUCCUCUGGGAAAUCAUCCAUCUUGGAGACUUUAGUCGGCAGAGAUUUUUUACCCAGAGGUACUGGUAUUGUCACCAGGAGACCGUUAGUCCUCCAACUGAAUAAUAUAUCUCCAAAUUCCCCUCUAAUAGAGGAAGAUGAUAGCUCCGUUAAUCCUCAUGACGAAGUUACAAAAGUGUCGGGAUUUGAGGCCGGUACGAAACCUUUAGAGUACAAGGGUAGGGAAAGAAACCAUGCGGAUGAGUGGGGGGAAUUCUUGCACAUACCAGGAAAGCGGUUUUAUGAUUUCGAUGAUAUCAAGAGAGAAAUUGAGAAUGAAACUGCAAGAAUAGCCGGUAAAGAUAAAGGUAUCAGUAAGAUUCCCAUUAAUUUGAAAGUAUUUUCUCCACAUGUUUUGAAUCUAACAUUAGUAGAUUUGCCCGGAAUUACGAAAGUCCCCAUUGGAGAACAACCACCAGAUAUUGAAAAACAAAUUAAGAACUUGAUUCUGGACUAUAUAGCCACUCCAAACUGUUUAAUCUUGGCCGUUUCUCCAGCUAACGUUGAUCUUGUUAACUCUGAAUCUUUGAAGUUAGCUAGGGAGGUAGACCCUCAGGGCAAACGGACAAUUGGUGUCAUCACCAAGUUGGAUUUAAUGGAUUCUGGUACUAAUGCCCUAGAUAUCUUGUCUGGGAAAAUGUACCCUUUGAAAUUGGGGUUUGUUGGCGUAGUUAAUCGUUCGCAACAGGAUAUCCAAUUAAACAAGACAGUUGAAGAAUCUUUGGACAAAGAAGAGGAUUAUUUUAGGAAGCAUCCUGUUUAUAGAACCAUAUCAACAAAAUGUGGUACGCGCUACUUAGCCAAAUUAUUGAAUCAAACGUUGCUGAGUCACAUUAGAGAUAAACUCCCAGAUAUUAAAACCAGGCUAAAUACCUUGAUCUCUCAAACAGAACAGGAGCUCGCUAAAUAUGGCGGCGUGGGAGCUAUCACAAAUGAAAAUAGAGCCAGCCUUGUUUUACAAUUAAUGAAUAAGUUUUCUACAAACUUUAUUUCAUCUAUAGAUGGUACGUCUUCUGACAUCAAUACCAAGGAACUCUGUGGUGGUGCCCGUAUUUAUUAUAUUUACAAUAACGUAUUUGGAAAUUCCUUGAAGUCAAUCGAUCCAACUUCUAAUCUGUCUGUCCUUGACAUUAGAACAGCAAUUAGAAAUUCUACUGGUCCUCGUCCUACGUUAUUUGUUCCUGAGUUGGCAUUCGAUCUUUUGGUGAAACCUCAGAUUAAGCUUCUACUGGAACCGUCUCAGCGUUGUGUGGAACUAGUUUAUGAGGAGUUGAUGAAAAUAUGCCAUAAAUGUGGCUCUGCUGAAUUGGCCAGAUACCCUAAACUAAAAGGUAUGCUCAUAGAAGUAAUAAGUGAACUGCUCAGAGAAAGGUUACAACCUGCUCGCUCUUACGUUGAAAGCUUGAUCGAUAUACAUCGAGCCUACAUCAAUACUAAUCAUCCUAAUUUCUUGAGCGCCACUGAAGCAAUGGAUGAUAUUAUGAAGGCACGUAAAAAACGGAAUCGAGAAUUAUCGAAGAGUAGAUUGUCUCAACAGGAGAACGGCCACUCCAACAAUGCUAACGGUACUCCAUCUAUUUCUUCCAACGUAGAUCAAGAUUCUGUCAAAAACAGUGACUACGAAGACGAUGGCAUCGACGCUGAAUCGAAGCAAACGAAGGAUAAGUUCUUGAAUUACUUUUUUGGAAAGGAUAAAAAAGGUCAACCUGUGUUUGAUGCAUCGGGUAAGAAAAGGACCAUUUCGGGUGAAGGAAAUGUUGAAGACUUCAGGAACUUACAAAUAUCUGAUUUUUCAUUAGAUGAUAUGAAUGACCUUGAAAAUGCUGAACCUCCACUGACCGAGAGAGAAGAAUUAGAAUGCGAAUUAAUCAAACGUCUGAUUGUUUCAUACUUUGACAUUAUAAGAGAAAUGAUCGAAGACCAAGUACCAAAAGCAGUUAUGUGCUUACUUGUAAAUUUCUGUAAAGAUUCUGUCCAAAAUAGGUUGGUGACCAAACUUUACAAAGAAUCGCUGUUUGAAGAACUGCUAGUUGAGGACCAAACUUUAGCUCAAGAUAGGGAACUCUGUGUGAAAUCUCUAGGAGUUUAUAAAAAGGCUGCAACUCUUAUUAGUAAUAUUCUGUAA